GCGUGACUGUGGCCCGUUGUGUUUCAGGAGCCCGGCGGCUGCGACUGGGAGGUGGACGCGGUCCGGGUAAAGGUCGGGAUACAUCAGCAACUCCAGCGGGCGGGGGAUGCCGAGUACAGCCAUGAAGAAGAAGAGACUUCAGUAACCUCUCUUGCACUCUCCUUCCCUUUUACUUUAUCCAUACUUUUCCAAUCUGUUGAACCCACUCCCCUACUAUUUCGUUUAAAUCCCUAUUUACAGCCCUAGUUAUGUGAUUCACCAGGACCCUGGUCCCAGUGUGGUUCAGGUGAAGCCCAUCCCAUCAGGACAGCUCCCUCCUUCCCCAAUACUGGUGCUAGUGUCCCAUACAUGCAAGCUCACUUCUCCCACACCAAUCUUUGAGCCACACACUUAACUCUCUGAUCUUAUUGACCCUGUACCAAUUUGCACAUGGCUCAGAUAGCUACCCAGAGAUUAUUACCUUUUUUGAUUCUGCUUUUUAAUUUAGUCCCUAGCUGCUCAAAUUCCCUCAACAGAACCUCUUUCCUUGUUCUGCCUGUGUCAUUGGUACCCACAUGGGCCACGACAACUGGAUCUUUCCCAUCCCAUUCCAAAUUCCUCUGCAGGUCAGAUGAGAUGUCCCAAACCCAGACAUCAGGCAGGCAACAUAGCCUUCAGGUCUCUCGAUCCUUAUGACAGAGAAUUGUGUCUAUUCCCCAGAUUAUACUAUCCCCAAUCACAACUAUGUUUCUCUUCUCUGCCCCCUUGGUGCCACGGUUCGGUUGCUUAUCCUUCCUAUAGCCUCCACUCUCAUCCGCACAGGGAGCAAGAAUCUCAGACCUGUUCGAUGAGCUCAAGGGCUGAGGCUUCUCCAGCAUUAGGCUCCCCCUAUCUGCCUCACUCGCAGUCACACCCUUUUGUCCCUGACCACAGGCCAGAUUUGAAGUAGUUAAUCUAAUGGGUGUGACUGCCUCCUAAAACACAGCAUCCAGGAAUCUGUCCCCCUCCCUGAUGCAUCGCAGUGUUUGAAACUCAGAUUCCAGGUCAUGAACUUUGAGCCUGAGUUCCUCGAGCAACGAACACUUGCUACAGAUGUGGUCACCAGGAACCACAAUAGGGUUCACCAGCUCUCGCAUGAUGCAACUACAACACAUUACCUGAUCCUGCAUCCCUACUUUAUUUAAUUAGUUAUAAUCUGAUGUAUUUUUAUUUAACUACAAAAAAAAACUUACCUCUCCUUGCCUGCUACAGACCUGUGCCUCCUUGCUAAAGCCUUAGAUUCCCACUCCUACAGUGGCCCACUCUCACAAUGGCCACUCUGCUUUACCCUACCUUCCUUUUGUUGGCUGAGUUGCCACACACUUAGCCAAUCACACAACUUUUUAAAACAAAAACUGUUAGCUCCUCUCCUCUGCUGCUCCGGCUGCUGCAACUGGAGAAAAACAAGCUCCCGACUGAAAAUUGCUGAUAAAUCCUGGCGGAGCUGGAAUUGUGGCAGCAGAAGUCAUCUGCGUGCAGAAGACCAGAAGACUGAUGAGAUUCCUCAGUCCCAGCGGUGAGACAAGGGGUUGGUGCUAUUGAUGGGAAAAAGUGGGUCUGGUAAGACCAGCAUGAGAUCCAUUAUUUUUGCCAACUACAUAGCCAGGGAUACAAGACGCCUUGCAGCUACAAUUGAUGUGGAGCAUUCGCAUGUCCGUUUCCUGGGAAACCUGGUCCUGAAUCUAUGGGACUGUGGUGGCCAAGAUACUUUCAUGGAAAACUACUUUACAAGUCAGCGGGACAACAUAUUCCGCAAUGUGGAAGUUCUCAUUUAUGUCUUUGAUGUGGAGAGUCGUGAAUUGGAGAAAGAUAUGCACUACUACCAGUCGUGCCUGGAAGCAAUUCUUCAAAAUUCUCCUGAUGCCAAAAUCUUUUGUCUUGUCCACAAGAUGGAUCUUGUGCAGGAGGAUCAGCGUGACUUGAUUUUUAAGGAGCGUGAAGAUGACCUGAGGCGCUUGUCCCGUCCUCUAGAGUGCACCUGCUUUCGGACCUCCAUCUGGGAUGAGACCUUGUACAAAGCAUGGUCAAGCAUUGUAUACCAGCUGAUCCCUAAUGUACAACAACUGGAAACCAACCUGAGGAACUUUGCUCAGAUUAUUGAAGCUGAUGAGGUGCUACUGUUUGAAAGGGCUACGUUCCUAGUGAUCUCCCACUAUCAAUGUAAAGAACAGAGGGAUGCACACAGAUUUGAAAAAAUCAGCAACAUUAUUAAACAAUUUAAGCUAAGCUGCAGUAAACUGGCAGCAUCCUUCCAAAGUAUGGAAGUUAGGAACUCCAAUUUUGCAGCAUUCAUUGAUGUGUUUACAUCCAACACUUAUGUGAUGGUAAUCAUGUCAGAUCCAUCUAUACCUUCAGCAGCUACACUUAUCAAUAUUCGUAAUGCCCGGAAACACUUUGAAAAGUUGGAGAGAGUGGAUGGUCCUAAACACAGCCUUUUGGUUCGCUGAAGGGCAGCUUUAUUAUGGACUAGAUAUCAAAUGGGUGUACAACAACUUGAUAUUUCCUGAUAUAAUUCUUUAUAUCGUGUCUGUUUUUGAGUAAUUUGCUGCAGUUGUCACAUUUUUUGUGACCUUAAACAAAAAUCUUGCCACAUAAUUCGUGUUGUUUCCUAAAUGCAACGGGCCCUGUUCAUUCCAGACAGUGCUCCAAUGCUCUCACUAUGAUACAAGUUUACCUGGUCCCAUCUUGACGACACUUCAUGCAAAGUCAGCAACCUUUUGAAAAGUGCUCUGGGGUUUAUAUAAUUUCAAGAUAUUUGUCUUUAAAUUCUGCAUGCAAAAUAUGCCUUGUCUUUUUCUUUCUGACCUGACAAUCUAACCAAUGCUGUUUUCUUUACCCCUCCAGAAGGAAGUUAAGCACAUUAUAUUCUAUAUAAUUAUACUCCCAUAUUAGAGGAAGUGAUAUCACUAUUAGAUACAAAGAUAAUCAGUUCUGUAACAUUCAUAGAGUGUGCGUGCUGAAACAAAUGACAGUUACUUUCUUCCAUUUACAACACCCAAAAAAUUAAAUGUGUUUUUGUAAAAUGUCACUUAAUGUGCUUUGAUUUUUAAUAUUUAGUUUUUUUUGUAAAAGCUGAAUUAUGGGUGGUCUGUUUGUUGCAUCAUUGCAUUCUCUGUAUUCCCACAGUUAUUUUAUGUUGGUUUGGGAUGAGCUGAUGAGACUUUCCCUCUUCCUCCUCUUCAUACUCCUACAGGGGCAGAGAUAAAAGAAGAUAUUGCAAAUCUAACUGGGUUACUCUUGCACAGACCCGAGUACUUGAUGUAAUAGCAUCAAUUCCCUGCCCUUUCCUGUAUUUUUUUUAAAUAGGUAUUUAAUAAAGUCUAUUUCAAACUCAAA
Pristis pectinata (smalltooth sawfish) is the source of this 3354-nucleotide messenger RNA. It is a transcript of the gene rraga, whose product is annotated as Ras-related GTP binding A. Gene Ontology annotation, cellular component: Gtr1-Gtr2 GTPase complex; lysosome; nucleus. Bases 1560 to 2465 code for a protein of 301 amino acids. Gene Ontology annotation, molecular function: GTP binding; GTPase activity. NCBI's taxonomy places the organism in Eukaryota, Metazoa, Chordata, Chondrichthyes, Rhinopristiformes, Pristidae. Gene Ontology annotation, biological process: regulation of autophagy; positive regulation of TOR signaling; cellular response to amino acid stimulus. The transcript is spliced from 10 exons. The record is from RefSeq and is a predicted model, not a curated record.